GCAGGAAGGCGCCCGGCGGCGGGUUCCGCGCGCGCGCAGCUGUUUUCCUUCCCCUUCCUGCCCGGCGCCGCUCCCGUCGGCGGCGGCGACUGCCUGGCCCGGCCCGGCCCGGCCCGGCCCGGCCGCCGCCAUGAGCGAGAAGGGCGAGCUGGACCUGACCGGCGCCAAGCAGAACACCGGCAUGUGGCUGGUGAAGGUCCCCAAAUAUUUGUCACAACAGUGGAAUAAAGCUUCAGGAAGAGGUGAAGUGGGGAAACUAAGGAUUGCCAAAAAUCAAGGAAGAACAGAAGUGUCAUUUACUUUGAAUGAAGAACUUGCAAGCAUCAAUGAUAUUGGAGGAAAACCUGCUUCAGUCAGUGCACCAAGGGAACAUCCAUUUCUUUUGCAAAGUGUGGGAGGACAGACCUUAACAGUAUUCACAGAAAGUUCAGUAGAAAGCCAACCAGAAGAAAAAUCAGAAAGCAGCGGUGCUGACAAACUUUCCCUGGAAGGAAUAGUGGUACAACGUGCUGAAUGCAGACCUGCAGCUAGCGAAAAUUAUAUGAAACUGAAAAGACUACAGAUAGAAGAAUCUUCUAAACCUGUCAGGCUAUCACAGCAGCUGGACAAAGCUGUAACUACCAAUUAUAAACCUGUGGCUAAUCAUCAAUAUAACAUUGAAUAUGAAAAGAAAAAGAAAGAAGAUGGAAAACGGGCUCGAGCUGAUAAACAGCAAGUGUUGGACAUGCUUUUUUCAGCCUUUGAGAAACAUCAGUAUUACAACAUUAAAGACCUGGUGGACAUAACCAAACAGCCAGUGAUAUACUUGAAAGAAAUUUUAAGAGAAAUAGGCAUCUACAACGUUAAGGGGACCCACAAAAACACAUGGGAGCUGAAGCCAGAAUACAGACAUUAUCAAGGAGAAGAUAAGAGCGAUUAACAAAAUUGUUUCUGAAGCAAAAGAAAACUAUAGAUUAGAGUGAUUGCACUGAGGGAACUGUUGUGGGUUUACAGACAGGACUGAGCGCAGCUCAAGUCUACAAGAUAAAUUUAAAUUAAAACAACUGAUACUUUGUAAUUUUCCUUAGCUUAAUUUUUUUUUCAAAUGAAUAUUUCUUGUAAGUUUCUAUAAGUGUUUGUCUUUGGACAAAAAAAUAUUUAUAGAAUAAACAGCUAUUAGAUUUAUCUUUAUUAGAGAUCUUCUGAGUUCUGAAUUUACUUUUUUAUUAAAAGCUUCUUUGUGGUUUUUCUAAGCCUUGAUAACUUUGAAGGAAAACAUGGCCUAGAGGAAGCCAUAACUUUGUGGUUUUGCAUUCCAGUAGCACCAAGUUCGUACACUCGCUCCUGCUGUGACUUUUAAGGGCUCAGCGUGGAAGGCUGCAGAGAGGCGCGGGCAUUAUGCUCCUUUGCAGCUCGGGCUUUAGGAAAAAUAGCCACAGCCGCGGUGCUCACCGCAGUCCUCAGACUUCAUGGGAACAAAUGAACACACACCCUCACACGAGAAAAAAACCCAAUAGCAAAGACCGCUUGACAUGCAGGUCAGUGAGGAGGAAGACAAUUUCUUCCACGUGAUUACUGAGGGAAAAAAUGAAUAUCUGCCUAUUAGGUAUAUCAAGGAACAGGUUACUCUUUUGUCUGUUUUUUAAAAUGUUACCGAUGUUUCAUGUUUAAGUGUAUCAAUAAAAGCGGUAUUCUAAUUUGUA
Messenger RNA from Rhea pennata, 1682 nucleotides. RefSeq names its product general transcription factor IIF subunit 2 (gene GTF2F2). The coding region runs from base 131 to 919 and encodes 262 amino acids. Gene Ontology annotation, cellular component: transcription factor TFIIF complex. NCBI's taxonomy places the organism in Eukaryota, Metazoa, Chordata, Aves, Rheiformes, Rheidae. The transcript is spliced from 9 exons. The record is from RefSeq and is a predicted model, not a curated record. Gene Ontology annotation, biological process: transcription by RNA polymerase II; transcription initiation at RNA polymerase II promoter.